Messenger RNA from Hibiscus syriacus, 2161 nucleotides. RefSeq lists its product as uncharacterized. The record is from RefSeq and is a predicted model, not a curated record. Bases 154 to 1704 code for a protein of 516 amino acids. NCBI's taxonomy places the organism in Eukaryota, Viridiplantae, Streptophyta, Magnoliopsida, Malvales, Malvaceae. The transcript has 3 exons.
CUAGAUUGAAGAACAGAGAAAAUUACUCCUCCACGCACGAACAAAGGCAGAGGAAAACCCAGGAAAAGGAAAAUUGAGAAAUUUUCAUUUCAUCGAAAGAAAGCAAAACGCAAAAGGGUUCAAUUUUGGGGAAUUCAUUUUUCCAUUUAUUUAAUGCAUCAGAAGAAAUCGGAAGUUCAGAUCGGAAAAGAAAGCAGCGGCGUCUCUUCCGAUUUUAACCCCAAGCCUGCAGCCGUUCAUCACCAUCUUCCGCCUCAUCAGCUGCAACAAUUCAAUUACCACCACAGUUUAAAUCAAUUUCCCGAUACGACAGCGGCCAAGGCGACGCCGAUUUCCGUUUUCCCUCAGAUAGUUAUCCAUAGCCCUCCGCAAGAUGACGCAAUUGCGCCCGCGCCUCCUUCCUCGUCCCCUUCGACUCCUUACAAGAGACCCCUUUUGACCCAGACGCCUUCUCUCGCCAGAACCCCAACUUUGUACCGUUUUACGACGCCCCCACAUUUCAGUUCCCCAAACACCACUUCUUUUUUCUCCUUUUCCAUUGCUGCUAAAUCUUACGUUUAUCGAAUUCUCCGUCGUUUCAAGAACUUGCGUCUUCUCCGAGUUCAUUUACGCUUAAUCCUCCUCCUAUCUCUCCCUUUUUUCUACUUCUUAGUUUCGCAUCCAAGCCACUCCUUUUUACUCAACUUCCUAUCCGCUUUCGCUUUCUCCGCUGCUCUUCUUUUCUCCCUUAACCUCGCUCUCCCUCGCCUUCCUUCUAUUCGCUUGUUCUUAGCACGUUCUUUUCCUAUUAAGCUCAAGUCACCGUCUCCACUCUCAAGGUCUCAUUUGCCAGUAUUUUGGUCAAUUGGUUCUCGGUCGAAAUCUGAAAAGCGAGCAAACUCGGGGUGUUGGGUUCAAGUUUAUAGCAAUGGAGACGUUUAUGAAGGAGAGUUUCAUAAGGGGAAGUGUUCAGGGAGCGGUGUUUAUUAUUAUUACAUGAGUGGACGGUACGAGGGGGAUUGGGUGGAUGGGAAGUAUGAUGGCUACGGGGUUGAAACGUGGGCUCGAGGAAGCCGUUAUCGUGGUCAGUACCAGCUGGGUCUUAGGCAUGGAUUUGGGGUUUAUAGGUUCUAUACAGGAGAUGUUUAUGCAGGAGAGUGGUCUAAUGGGCAGGGGCAUGGCUGUGGGAUUCAUACCUGUGAGGAUGGAAGUCGAUAUGUCGGGGAAUUCAAAUGGGGAGUCAAGCAUGGACUCGGACAUUACCAUUUUAGGAAUGGAGAUACAUAUGCUGGGGAAUAUUUUGCGGACAAGAUGCAUGGGUUCGGCGUCUAUCGUUUUGCAAAUGGCCAUCGCUAUGAGGGUGCUUGGCAUGAGGGUAGGCGACAAGGGCUUGGAAUGUAUACGUUCAGAAAUGGGGAAACACAAUCUGGUCAUUGGCAAAAUGGAAUUCUCAAUGUCCCAAGCACACAGAGCUCCACAUAUCCUGUGUCACCUGUAGCUGUUUACCACUCAAAAGUACUAAAUGCGGUGCAGGAGGCUCGAAGGGCAGCAGAGAAAGCUUAUGAUGUGGCCAAGGUAGACGAGAGAGUGAACAAGGCAGUAGCUGCAGCUAAUAGAGCAGCAAAUGCAGCAAGAGUAAUAGCAGUUAAAGCAGUUCAAAAGCAAAUGCAUCAUAAUAAUAACAGUGACAACAUUCCCAUCUCUAUGAUGUCAACGGCUCAUUAAUAACCUUCUAAAACACAUGAGAAUUGAGAUAGCCUCGAGAACGGUGGCUUAUGGGACUUACUUUUAAAAAUAGGUUUAUAUUCGAUACUACUAUCUUGUUACGGUCCUCGAUCUUUCAUCAAGAGGCUGUAAUUUGUCAUGCCUGCGUAUUCCAUGGCAUGGGAAAGGAGACGUCUAAAUAGUAUUCAAUCCUUUCAAUAUAUAUAUUUUUUUUCUUGAAAAAGUAGAUAUUAUUAUGUACGUCCUACGAAGAAUUUCCUAGCAGAGAAAGGGGAUGGAAUGAUGGUGAUGGCACCAUCAGAUAAAAUAGCUGCUGCUUUUCCUGUGUGGGUGCAGCUUUGUAGAUAUUAUGUGAUAAUAUGUAGGUGGUAGUAGGAAAGGCAGGUGAAGCCUCAUCCAGCCAGUCAAUGUUUGUUGUGAACUUGAUUGUUUGUUGCAAUGCAUUAAAUCUUGCAUG